Messenger RNA from Sugiyamaella lignohabitans, 1299 nucleotides. RefSeq lists its product as uncharacterized. The transcript has a single exon. The coding region runs from base 1 to 1299 and encodes 432 amino acids. The record is from RefSeq and is a predicted model, not a curated record. Lineage: Eukaryota; Fungi; Ascomycota; Dipodascomycetes; Dipodascales; Trichomonascaceae.
AUGGUGCAGGUUGACACAAACGGCAUUGAAAAACGCGUAGGGUCGUUGGAUUUGGGUGCGAAUGAGCCCAGAACCCCGUUUGGUAGAGAGUUUCGUGAAAAGUACUUCUCGUUUGAGGAUGGAGUGGUCAAUGUCAACCAUGGAAGUUAUGGAGCAGUGCCGAAAUGUGUCAUUAAUGCGAAAUUCGAGUAUUUGACGAAAUCGUUUGCGUUUCCUGAAGACCAUUUUAAACUCAAUGUCGACAAGAAGGUCAAUCAAGUGCGUGCCAAGGUAGCUGAAAUAGUAGAUGCUGAUGUCGAGAGCCUGGUGUUUGUAACUAAUGAUACUACAGGUAUUAACAGUGUUCUUCGAAAUUAUCCGUUCCAGAAAGGACAAGCUGUAGUGUAUUGUAACACCAGCUUCGUGGCCUGCUCAAGUGCUCUGAAGUAUCUGCGUGAUCGCGUGGGCAUCGAACUUAUCGAGGUUCAAAUCAAAUAUCCCAUGAGUAAUCAAGAAAUUGUUGAUGCAUAUACAGAAGCCAUGGACUCUCACAGUAACGUCAAAAUGGCGUUAUUUGAUACUACCUCGUCGGUCCCAGCAGCUCAAUUGCCCUGGCAAACCCUCUGUGCCGAGUGUCGUAAACGGGAUAUUCUGUCUCUUGUAGACGGUGCUCAUGGUAUAGGAUUAUCAGAAAUCAAGCUUCGUCAAGCCCGUCCUGACUUUUUCACGUCCAAUCUACACAAAUGGUUCUUCACACCAGUGUCUCUGGCUCUUUUGUAUGUGGACAAAGCACAUCAUGAAAUCAUCAAUGGAGUCACCAUCUCUGCAUUGUACGUGCCAGAACCAGAAAUCAAGUCUGGUAGCAAAAAGCCACUUGCUUUUGCUGACAAGUUCUGUGAAAACGGUACUGUAGACGUAUCCAACAUCCAAUCUGUAGAAGAUGCCAUUGCAUUCCGUAACAAUAUCUGUGGCGGCGAGAAGGCCAUUCGCGAUUACUGCUACAAACUAGCUAUCGACGCCGCCAAUUAUAUGCUCAAAGAGUUUGGUACCGAGAUUCUAUCCGGCAAACAAGACACCAUCUCCAACUCUAUGAUCAACGUCCGUGUUCCUCUCACCGCACCUCCCACCCAAGCUUCACAAAUCGUGUCUGCCUACACAACCUAUAUCUGCAACAAAUGGAAGACGUUCGUGCCACUGUUCUACUACAACGGGGCCUGGUGGGUACGUCUGAGUGCACAAAUCUACCUCGACCUCGACGACUUCAAACACGCUACCAAAGCCGUCUCCGACACCCUGGACCAUAUUAAAUCCACUCUGUAG